AUUGUCACAUGUGAUUUUAAUUGUUUUGAUGAAUGAUGAUCAACAUUCAAAUUGUGAUUUUUUUUUAUCAAUCAUUCGAUUAAAUCAUCAUGAAUUCUUUGACUAUUCAACGAUUAUUAUUCCAAUUAUCAUGUCGAAAUUAUUGUUCCUUACGAUUUUAUCGACCAUCAUCGAUGACCACAUGUUCAAUUAGACAGCUAUGUUCAUCAUCAUCAUCAUCUGGUUUGAAAAUUGAUUUUUCACAAUUUGAACCAGAUAACUUUGGUGAUUUAGCACAGAAAUUGCAACGACAACAAUCGACAAAAAAUUCCAAACCAUCAACAUUAAAAUCUGAACGAUUGCCAGAUGAUCCUGAUGGUUAUGAACAAUUGGAAAUAAAACGUGGUAUUAAAAUUUCAUUACCUGGUUAUGAAAGAAUAUUGGAACAAAUAUAUAAAAAACGACCACUUGAUCUAUAUCGAUUGCUUGAUACAUAUCGAUCAAUGGUAUAUGAAGAUCGAUACAAACCUAGCCGUAAUAUAUACACAAUGAUUAUCAAUGCUUGUGCCAAGGCUGGUUAUACACAAAAAGCAUUUGAAUUAUAUUCGGAAAUGAAACGAUAUGAAUAUCGUCCAACACGUGCUAUGAUUACAGCAUUAUUCAAUUCAUGUGCUAAUUUUCCGAUGGUUUCCGAUUCUGGUGAUAAUUUUCAAUAUGGUUUAAAUCAAGCUAUUGAACUUCGAAAAGAACUAGAUUCUAAUGGUUAUCAUUAUAACAUUACCCAAUAUAAUGUUAUGAUCAAAACAUUUGCAUUAUAUGGUGAUCAACAAAAUGUUGAUGCAACAUUGACACAAAUGAAACGUAAUCGUAUUUCACCAAAUAUGGAUACAUAUUGUAUGUUGUUGAUGGGUGCAAUUCAAUAUCCAGAAAAUGGCUUAUAUGAUGCUACGAAUUUUAUGCGAAAAAUUCUUAAUCAAAAAACAAUGACGUUGAAUGUUGCACCAUUUAAUCUAUUUCUUCGAUCAAUACGUGAUUGUCGAUUUGAAUCGGAAGCUCGAGUUGCUCAACUUGUUGAUAAUUAUUCAAAUAAUAAAGAAGGUUUAGUACAUUCUACUUCGAAGACUACAUUACCGAUGAAACAAUCGAUUCAUAAUGAUCUGCCCAAUUUAUUGAUGAUCAAUGAUAAUUCAAAUUCAGCUAUUGUUUCGAUUGAUUUUAAAUCUCUUGAAUCGGCAACAAAUCGAUUUCUAUUGUUUGGUGGUAUCGAUGGUUUUCUUCAACUGAUGAAUCAUCAUAAAGUUCAACCGAAUCUAAAAACUUUCACUUUGAUGGCUGAAUUACUUGCUGAUCAUGUUGAAUGUUUCGAACAAAUACAAAAAGCUCUUGAUCACUAUAAUCUAAGGCCCGAUGUUUGUUUAUACAAUGUUCUAAUCAAAGUAUAUGCUAAACAAAAAAAUCGAGAAAAAUGUGAACGAAUGAUACGAGAAAUGCAAAAACAACAAAGACGGCCAGAUAUAAUGACAUUUGGAGCGUUAGCAUUUACUUGUGGUUGUAUGGGUGAUGCACGGAAAUUUCUUGAUGAAAUGAAACAAUGUAUGAUUAGACCUAAUAAUAAUAUAAUGGGAACUUUAAUUAAUCUGGCAUGUGGACAUCAAGAUCUUACCUAUGUUCGUUUUCUUUUAUCCUAUAUGGACAGACAUGAUAUCAAAUUAUCGAUAAUGGAUAUUGAACGUAUUGAAAUAAUGCUUAGCUAUUAUCGUGAUCAAAUAUUGAAAGCAGAUCGAAAUAAUCAUCAAUCGAUUUCUAAAAAAAUUCGUCAAUUGUUCGCCAAUGUUAAUCGACAAUUUCGACAAAUGUUAAAAAAUACAACCAUUGAAGUUGAUACAAAUGUAUGGAGCCAAUGGAAACCGGCUAAUCAUGUUGCACAGAAUACUAAAUAUCAUUCAUCCAUACGUUAUAUGGAAGAAAAAAUUAAUCUACGAUUAGGAAGAUCAUCAUCCGAUAAAAAUAAUUAUAAAAAAUUUCUUGAUAAUUCUGAACUAGAUGAAUUGGAUGAGGAUUUAUCUUGAAAUAAAAUUUCGAAUUAUUUUUUUUUCGAUUAGUA
This is a messenger RNA of Dermatophagoides farinae (American house dust mite), 2083 nucleotides long. RefSeq names its product pentatricopeptide repeat-containing protein 1, mitochondrial. The record is from RefSeq and is a predicted model, not a curated record. Gene Ontology annotation, biological process: mitochondria-nucleus signaling pathway; chloroplast-nucleus signaling pathway. Gene Ontology annotation, cellular component: chloroplast. Gene Ontology annotation, molecular function: protein binding. Lineage: Eukaryota; Metazoa; Arthropoda; Arachnida; Sarcoptiformes; Pyroglyphidae.